Messenger RNA from Dermacentor silvarum, 3754 nucleotides. RefSeq lists its product as uncharacterized. Gene Ontology annotation, biological process: regulation of transcription by RNA polymerase II. Gene Ontology annotation, molecular function: RNA polymerase II cis-regulatory region sequence-specific DNA binding; DNA-binding transcription factor activity. NCBI's taxonomy places the organism in Eukaryota, Metazoa, Arthropoda, Arachnida, Ixodida, Ixodidae. The record is from RefSeq and is a predicted model, not a curated record. The transcript has 2 exons. Bases 1069 to 3573 code for a protein of 834 amino acids.
GUUCAUGUGCUUCGCAGCCCUCGCACUCACUGGCAAUAGCAUGAUAUAUGGCAUGGGCUUGCGAACAUCAAACAGCACAUUGGUGUACUGCCUACUGAUCACUGCAUCUAGCCCUAGGAUCACUUGUUACAUGCAAAAAGUUUUGUAGUGUGCUGGCCGUGUGUUUGAUUUCAUAUUAUUCUGGAUGACACUGUUUUAGAUAAAUUGCUAACUGAAGUAAUCUGGGAGCAUAUAGUAAGCAUGUUGACAGUGCUACCAUGUACUUGGUCUGUUGUGGCCAGUGUGUUGCAAUUCAAAUAAUAUCCAAGCUCUGGGACAAGGUGUUUUUGGUGUCAUUUAUGUUAUAUCUAGUGCCUUUUCAUCAUGCCUAUGUUUUUCUUUGUCAUUCUUGAAAUGUUUGCCGCAGCGUUAGUGCUUGAAAGGUAACGAGGCUGUAUUUAAUCAUAUUUUUUGGCUACACAUUAUUUGCACCUGGUAGACAUCAGAAAUUGUGAUUCACUCUAGAAAAAGAAAAGGUUUACAGCUAGUUAUCUUGGUAAAAACUUUACCGUAAAUGUCGUCAUUACAGUAUUGAAGGCAGUCGUGGGCUUAAUGCGCAUUUACUUAGUCUGAGUCCUGUCAUGUUGCGAGAUUUUCAAGAACAUGUCUCUAAUUUCUUUGUUUCUAACAUUAUGCGGAAAAAAAGAAAGCCUAAUAUAGUAUAGGCAAUCAAAUGGUACCUACACUCAUAAAAGAUUUUCCAGUAGUAUCUGUAUUCUUGUUGCUACAUCACUUUGAUUGCCAGUGCACAGCGCAAUUUUGAUUUCAGUUCAGUGUUUUUCGUGUAAUUUUAAAUUAUUUUGUGUAUUAAUAUUACAUUGUAAGUUAGCAUACUGAACGGAGUGAGCUAUGCAAGAAAUAUAGUAACCAUUAGCUUUGAGUGUUAAAAUCAACUUCUGUUUGUACCCUUUCCUUUGCUUAUUGGUGUUCUGUAACAUUGCAGUGUUGACUGGAGAGCACAGCCUCGGAUUCCUGCCCACACUAAAUCAAGAGGUCAUCAUUCUCAAAUAUGGUUCCCGGCAGUCUCCCAUGGCAUCACCCAAAUGUGAUGUUCCUCUCUCUGAAGAUUUGUACAUCUGUUUGCACCACGACGAUGACGACCCAUUGGCUGAAUUGCUCGCCCCUGACGUAGGUGCUGUCGAAGAGUGUAGUGCAGACGGUGAUACAGCAGCUUUGAAAGCCUCCGCAGCUCUGUGCCUGGAUGCCGUGGAUUCUGGAGGUGGCAACCAUUGCGGAACUCUUGAAGCAAUGGUCCACUCUACCAAGGGCAGCGUCAGUGCUGAAUCGGGCACCGAGCUGUACAGGAAAGCAGCAAGUGCUUUGAAGGAGCGUGUCUACUCAGUUGGGAACGACAUCUUGCUAGAGAGGCAAGCAAAGUAUGCAUGUCACCUUUGCCCAUAUAUGACCAAGAGCAAAAGCAGCAUGAUCGCUCACAGGCGUCAGCACAAAGGCAUCAAAAAUCACAAGUGCACCGUCUGCGACCGCAGCUUCCAGCAGCGUUCAACAUUGCUGUACCACUUGCGCACGCACACAGGAGAGCGUCCGUACUCCUGCAGUAUGUGCUCAGGCACCUUUGCCUGCAAGAGCACCCUGACAGGUCACGAGCGCACACAUACGGGCGAGCGGCCGUACCGCUGCGACAUGUGCGACCAAGCCUUUGCAGGGCUAUCUUCACUGAGGUGCCACAAGCGCAAACAUGCGGGUGGGGGGGACCCGUACGUGUGUCCCAUGUGUCCAGCGACAUUUGUAAAGCAAGGCAUGCUGAACGACCACAUAAGUCGCCAACACGCAGCCUCUGAGUACCUGCCCGGUUUGAUGUCUCUUAAUUUCGCAGUGCCUGCCAAAUGCCGUCGUCGCUGGCGCAGAGUGACACCGCAGCAGUCUUUCGAGACGUCGGCCAAUUGCCGCUUCGUUUCAUCUGGCAACGUCUGUCUCUUCUCCAAGCCCGGAAAACGAAAAACGACCAUAUCAAAAACUGCACCUGUAGGCUGCACUGUUGAAGGCGUUACAGGGAAAGAGCAAACCUAUGUACUGGUUGCUGAUGCUGCACACCAGGGUACAGUGGCCAGCUCGGUGACUGGUGCCGAGUCAACCAUAGCUUUGACUCAUUUCGGCAAGUACAACAUUGCUGGGGCUGUGGGAUCAGAACAAGUUUAUGUUCUAGCCAAUGACUUUUCACCGUCGGAUCUGGUGACUGGUUCAGUAACAAGUGCCGAGUUAACCACAGCUUCGAACGACUUUGCCGAAUACAACAUAGCUGGUGCUAUGGGAGAAGCACAAACUUAUGUUCUAGUUCCUGACGCAGCACCCAAGGCUGCAGUGACAGGUUUAGCGACUGAUGCCGAAUCAAUGACAGCUGCGACUGUCGGCGCUAAAGGCGCAGAGCAGGCAUACAUACUAGUAGCUGAAUCUUCGCCCCAUAAGUCAUCCGCUGGCUUAGCAACCAGCGCUGAGUCAACCACAUCUUCAUCUUCGGCUGUGUUUGCCCAGUGGAAUGAGGGCAGCACUACUGGAGCAGAGCAAACCUAUGUACUAGUAGCGGAGCCCACACCUCGGAGUGUGUUGUCUGGUGUACAAGCAACAGCAAGCUCGCCGACCGUUGGUAAGUCUAGCUUGGUCAAUGCUACGAGUCUAGAGCAAGCCAAUGUCCAUGAAUCUGUGCCAGGUUUUGAAGCAGCUGGCUCGGUGACAAGUGCAGAAUCAGCGGCAUCCUCGAUGGCCGGUUUUGACGCAUUUGAUGCUACAGAAGUCGAUGAAGCGCUUGCAGCAUUCGUUAAGCGCGAGUCUGAACAUUCCGAAGCCGCUCCAGGGACUAGUGGCACGUCGUCGGGGGCUGCCGAGGCGCUGCGCGCAGACAGUGCCGACCGAGUAGCGGUGUCGCGCCUUGAGCCCGUCGACAUGACCGAGGAGCACUCGUACAGUUGCCGGACUGGCAUCUUCGCCGUCAAGCAGCCGGUCUACGUCUGCCCGUUGUGCCCGUUCAAGACACAGCACCGGAGCGCCUUCAGGCCACACCAGCUGCUGCACACGGGUGAAAAGCCGUACAAGUGCGAGCUGUGCGGCCGCGGCUUCCGCCGGCACUUCAGCCUGGAGACACACAUGCGCACGCAUACGGGCGAACGCCCGUACCAUUGCAAAGUGUGUGACCGCAGUUUCUCCGCGAACAGCUCCUAUCGGAUCCACAUGCGCGUGCACACCGGCGAGCGACCGUAUCCCUGCAUGAUGUGCGACAAGGCGUUUCUCUCGAGCUCUGCGCUCAAUCGCCAUACAUCGGUACACAGCGGAAAGAAGCUAUUCAAGUAUGAAGGCUGUGGCAAGGCGUUUCCCCAUGCGGUCUUGUUGAUGAGCCACAAGCUCCGCUACUGCCACCCUCAGUUGGCCGGCGGGUCACCUUCCAGUUCUGGCGAGAACGACCGCCACGCCGGUGAGAAACCAUUGGUUGAAUGUUCAGACGCUGCCAACGUUGGCGAAAGGCCGUUUCUAGGCCAUGCCCAAGGCCCGGAAGGUUCGAGCAGGGAUGACGGCAUUAUGUAACAAUCUUCAAGCGAAUUUCAAAGAGUAGCAUGUACUAAGCACACAGACAGGUUCGGAGCAAGCAUUUUGACACUGGCGAGUGUGUACACCUUGAUUCACCAUGUCUUUGAUUUGAUGUUUCAUGUGUAUUGCUGCAGCCUAUUUCUAUUUCGUAUGUAAUAAACGUUGGAGCAUAAAACGG